AUGGCUACUGAGUUGACUGUGCAAUCUGAGAGAGCUUUCCAGAAGACCAAGGGUAACAAGAAGGCUAAGAGAUGGGUGAAGGAAGUCGGUUUGGGCUUCAAGACCCCUAAGUCUGCCAUCGAGGGUUCUUACAUUGACAAGAAGUGUCCAUUCGUCGGUGACAUCUCCAUCAGAGGUAAGAUUUUGACCGGAACUGUUGUUUCCACCAAAAUGCACAGAACUAUCAUCAUCAGAAGAGACUACCUCCACUUUGUUCCAAAAUACAACAGAUACGAGAAGAGACACAAGAACGUCGCUGCUCACGUUUCCCCAGCUUUCCGUAUCCAGGAGGGUGACGUUGUUGUCGUUGGUCAGUGCAGACCUCUUUCUAAGACUGUUAGAUUCAACGUCUUGAAGGUUGCUGUCUCCAAGGCCAAGUCUAAGCAGUUCACCAAGUUCUAA
Candidozyma haemuli is the source of this 441-nucleotide messenger RNA. Its product is annotated as 40S ribosomal protein uS17. The record is from RefSeq and is a predicted model, not a curated record. Gene Ontology annotation, cellular component: cytosolic small ribosomal subunit; ribosome. Gene Ontology annotation, biological process: translation. Bases 1 to 441 code for a protein of 146 amino acids. The transcript has 2 exons. Gene Ontology annotation, molecular function: structural constituent of ribosome. Lineage: Eukaryota; Fungi; Ascomycota; Pichiomycetes; Serinales; Metschnikowiaceae.